Molecule: messenger RNA, 2826 nt
Organism: Penicillium coprophilum
Lineage: Eukaryota; Fungi; Ascomycota; Eurotiomycetes; Eurotiales; Aspergillaceae
Product: VIT and vWA domain-containing protein
Exons: 1
Coding region: 1-2826 (941 amino acids)
Source: RefSeq, a predicted model, not a curated record
AUGGCUGGCUAUGGUGGAUGCCUUUGGAUGGAUAAUCAUACUUCCAAACCUCAGUACCUCCCACAGGUCUCACUCAAGGCCCAUGCAACCAUCCUGUCCUCUGUAGCCCGUACAACUUUGACACAGAUAUUUGUCAAUCCAUCUGACAGGGUUAUCGAAGAGAUACAAUAUCUCUUCCCUCUUUUCGAUGGCGUUAGUGUUGUUGGCUUCGAAUGCCAGGUUGGAUCUCGUCUCCUGCACAGUAACGUGAAGACCAAGUCACAAACAAAUACGGAAUACCAAAAUGCUGUCGCUCAGCGCCAGACCGCUGCUGUCAUGGACCAUACAUCCAUGAAUGACAUUUUUAUCAUCCGGCUCGGCAACGUCGCUGCUCGCGGAAAGAUCAACGUUGACAUUACUUUUGUGGGAGAAUUGAAGCAAGACUCUCAGAUAGACGGCAUUCGCUACACCUUACCGAGUACCAUUGCUCCUCGCUAUGCGAAUAGAAAUUUUUCUAGUAGCACUCAGUUAUCAUCACUUGGUUUGCCAGUCAGCCCGCAAGGGAUGUCCAUCACUGUUGAUGUUCAGAUGGAGAAGGGCUUGGUGCUCCGAGAACUGGAAUCCCCAAGCCACCGGGUUAAGGUCUCUCUCGGAUGCAUUUCUUCUACCCCAGCAACAUCGUCUACUUUUGAACCAUCACAAGCAUCUGCCUCUGUGAUUCUCCAGCAGAACGAUACAUCGGUCGUGCUGGCACAAGACUUUGUCCUUCUUAUCAAAGCAGAUGGGCUCGACACACCCUGCGCAUUGCUUGAGACACACCCCACUAUUCCAAAACAGCGAGCCCUAAUGGCAAGUCUCGUGCCAAAAUUCAACCUCCGGCCGGCUAAUCCAGAGGUAGUCUUUGUCAUUGACAGAAGUGGCAGUAUGUGGGACAAGAUACCAACGUUGAAAUCUGCACUCAGGGUUAUGCUAAAGUCUUUGCCUGUCGGUGUCUGCUUCAAUAUCUGCUCUUUUGGCAGUGCUUAUUCCUUCAUGUGGCCAACGAGCCAGGUAUACGAUGCAUCUAGCCUGAAGGAAGCUUUGGCUUUCGUUGACACCGUUGACGCGGGGAUGGGUGGCACGGAGAUGUUACAAGCAGUCCACGCUACCGUGAAAAAUCGACAUAAUUCCAAACAUCUGAAUGUCUUAAUUCUCACCGAUGGACAGAUCUUCGACCAAGAUUGCUUGUUCAAUUUCGUCCGCAAAACGGCUGCUGACACUACUGCUCGGUUUUUCACCCUUGGCAUCGGCAAAGAAGUAUCUCACUCUCUGAUUGAGGGAGUUGCAAGAGCUGGAAAUGGAUUUUGUCAAUCAGUAACGGCGUACGAGGACCUUAGUCGCAAGGUCGUCCGCAUGCUCAAGGGCGCCCUGACCCCUCAUGUCAACAACUACAAGCUAGAAGUUGAAUAUGACACUGAGACAGAGCAUGAGUUCGAUUUUGUGAGCGAGACUGAAAGUAUUUCCGACUCUGAGACUGAGUUCAACGAGCAGGUGGGAGGCGGAGACGUUUCUAUGGAAGAAACAACUCGGACAUUAUCGCAGCCGAUCUCGUUGUACGACGAAAACUUCCAAGAGCCCGACUUGGACCUUGAUGCCAAACAGAGAGCGAACGAAAAGCUUCCAACAAUCACCUUUCCAAGAGCAAUUCAAGCUCCCUACAAUAUUCCUCCUUUGUACCCGUUUAUCAGGACAAAUGUCUUCCUCCUUAUGGACCCUCAAUUGUCUGAGAAGACGCCAAAGUCCUUGAAGCUCAGUGCAACCUCUCUCGACGGUCCACUUGAGCUCAGGAUUCCGAUAUGCAAUAUUGGUACCGGUAAAACAAUCCACCAACUUGCCUCUCGCAAGGCGGUGAUCGAGCUCGAAGAGGGACACGGCUGGCUCUCCCAUGCUAAAGACGAGAACGGAAACAAGUUCCAAGAUUUCCACAUCGAGACAAAGCAGCGACUUGCAGAGCGUGAAUGCCAGAACCUAGGAAUCAAGUUCCAGGUCACUGGAAGAUACUGUUCAUUUGUCGCCUUGGAAGAGCGCAGCUCUUCGUCUCCAGAACCCCAGCAUGAACAACAUCUCACAAACGAACAUGCUGUAGAGCAGAUUUCUUCCAGCCAAGGGUCUGCUAAACUCCCAGGUGCCCCACUGACUGCUUGUAGGUUCCCGUACAUCCCCACGGUGCGCACUGGUGGUGUAAGUGGUGGUCCCCAAAUUGCGUACCCACAGAUGCUUCAAGCUCAGGCAACAGCCCGGGCUCCAACUCAACAACCAAGAGGAUUUACGCCGCAGCUUUAUGGUGGAAGCAGCAAUUGGGACCACAGGACAACGCCUUUUGCAUACGAUCAAACUGCGUUCCUUGGAGGCCUAGUUGCCCCGACUAGACCACCUGUGCAGCGAAUGCGUGCCAGCACUUCAGUUGCAACGCCCCCGAAUCCUGCUUUGACAAAGACCCCAGUAGCGAGAAUGUAUGAGCUUAUCCAGCUGCAAACCUUUGAGGGUAGCUGGAUGUGGUCGAACGAACUUUUCGAGGUUUUAGAAUGUGACAUGAACACAGCAAUCAUGAGAUUGGCCACGCUGUACGCGAGUGCCAAUCGAACGAUUGAACCUGGGUUCCCGCAUGGCGAGGAAUCGAAGAUUCUUGCAACCCUGCUUGCAAUGGGAGGGUUACUGAAGAAGCACCCGGUUUUGAGGGGUGUCUGGGGGCUUGUGUAUGCAAAAGCUUCUGAGUGGGUGACACUCGAGUUGAGGAAGAUGCAGAAUCAGGGUUUACCCGGAGCCAUGAUUGCAUCAAUCAAGGAUGCGAUUAUUGACAUAGUCUAA